AAAGUGACAGUUAAGUUGGAAACUUGACUUUGAAGAAAAAUUUGAACCUUGGCGAUUUCUAAAAUUUUCGCAUUUGUAGUUAGGCGGGGCAUACGUUUGUUUUAGUGAAAAAACUGUUAAUACACAUACUGGAACAAUUUGGGAAACUUCCCAGAUAAAGAAUUGCUUAGUCUUGUGUCCAAUACUAACAAGUAGCUCAAAAAUGUCCCUAAGAUUUUUUACUAGAAUGAUUUUGCCAAAUACACUUCACAAGUUACAGAUGUUAAACACUUCUGUAUAUAAUUUAAAUAAAACCCUGCCAUCCGUGCGCACUUUAAGCCUAAAUUUACCGAUAAAUACACACCAGCCAAGGCGAUUGUUCUCUGAAGAUGCCAAACUUCAAGAAAUGAUUGUAGACUAUGAUUUUGUAAAGAAUGCUACAACAAACAAAAAUAUUUUAAUUGUUGAUGUUCGCGAACCUGAGGAAGUUAAGGAACAUGGCAAAAUCCCUAACAGCAUUAACAUUCCUUUGGGAAAUGUAUCAACUGCCCUGAACUCAAUGUCAGAGAAGGAAUUUGAACAAACAUAUGGUCAGGAAAAGCCAUCAGAAGAUAAAGAAAUAAUCUUUUAUUGCAUGAUCGGAAAGAGGUCUGGCAUGGCCCAGCAAAAUGCUAUAAGCGCUGGAUACAAGAAUGCCAAAAAUUAUGUUGGAAGCUGGAAUGAUUGGGCAAGCAAAAAUCAAUAGAUCAUAAAUACUAUGUUUUACAAAAUCAUCUUAUGCAUUUUAUAGAUUCAAAAAACUAGUCAUGUAAUGUUAUCCAUAAAUAUUGUAUUUUUAUUAUUAAAAAUAUUGUGGUAUAAA
Messenger RNA from Papilio polytes (common Mormon), 841 nucleotides. Its product is annotated as putative thiosulfate sulfurtransferase, mitochondrial. The record is from RefSeq and is a predicted model, not a curated record. Gene Ontology annotation, cellular component: mitochondrion. The transcript is spliced from 4 exons. Gene Ontology annotation, molecular function: thiosulfate-cyanide sulfurtransferase activity. NCBI's taxonomy places the organism in Eukaryota, Metazoa, Arthropoda, Insecta, Lepidoptera, Papilionidae. The coding region runs from base 203 to 724 and encodes 173 amino acids.